Zingiber officinale is the source of this 9623-nucleotide messenger RNA. RefSeq lists its product as uncharacterized. The transcript has 6 exons. Bases 6188 to 7429 code for a protein of 413 amino acids. The record is from RefSeq and is a predicted model, not a curated record. Lineage: Eukaryota; Viridiplantae; Streptophyta; Magnoliopsida; Zingiberales; Zingiberaceae. Gene Ontology annotation, molecular function: nucleic acid binding; zinc ion binding.
AAUCAGUUUGUGGCCAACUCCAAAAAGUGUAGUUUUGGCACGACAACAGUGGAAUAUUUGGGUCAUAUCAUUUCCGGACAAGGUGUUUCAGUUGAUCCUUCUAAAUUCAAUAUAUUUUGGAUUGGCCGAUUCCAAAGAAUGGCAAAGGAGUAAGAGGUUUUUUUUGGGUCUGAUGGGUUAAUUUGUAGAAAAUUAUGCUAAGGUAUAGCUAAGCCUUUGACAUAAUUGACUAAGAAGGAUAAUUUUCACUAGGGAUCAACUUCUUUAGUCUUUCUUGGAACUCAAAAUACUCUUGACUAGUUUCCCAGUUAUUGCAUUUCCAGAUAUUUCCAAGCCUUUUGAGAUUGAGUGUAACGCCUUUGGAAGAGGAAUUGACACUGUAUUAAUGCAAAAUAGAAGACCAAUUGGUUAUUUUAGUAAAGCUUUAUCAAAAGGGAAUUUGUCAAAAUCUGCAUAUAUAAAAGAAUUGAUGGCUUUGGUUUUGUCUGUUCAACAUUGGCGUCCCUAUCUUCUUGGGAGACCUUUUAUAGUAUAUACUGAUUAAAAGAGCCUUAAACAUUUACUACAACAGCGGAUCACAACCAUAAAUCGACAAUAUUGGAUGGCCAAAUUAUUAGGUUACCAAUUUGAAGUUAUUUACAAAUCAGGUUUGUUGCUGAUUCAUUAUCUAGAAUAUAUGAAGAAGGUGAAUAUCACACUUUAGUGUCUUACCCUUCAUGGGAGGAAGGUAAAAAUCUUAUUGAAUAAGCUAAACAAGACCAUUAAUUGCAGGAAAUUAUGGCUGAUUUAACCAAUAAUCCAGGUUCUCUCAUCUAGGUUUUGAAAUGCAACAAGGAGUUCUAUACUAUAACAAUAGACGUGUUAUAUCUGCUUCAUCUCGGAUUGCUCAUUAUGGAAGGCAUAGACAUGAAAAUCCUUUUGAAGAAUUGGCAACAUUAAAACAAAUUGGAAAUGUAGAAGAAUUUAUUAAAGCCUUUGAGUUGAUUUCUUCACAAGUUCCACGUCUACCAGAAGAGCAGUAUAUUGGCUAUUUCAUGAGUGGAUUACAAUCUCAUAUCCGAAGAAGAGUUCGAACGCUAAAUCCAUUGUCUAGAGGGCAAUUAAUGUGCAUGGCAAAGGAUGUUGAAGAGGAUCUGUUAGAGGAAAGGGGGAUUUCACAAAAGACAUUUGGGAAGAAGAAGUUAUGGAGCAAUUUUGGCUGGGGUCCGGGCAGUUUUAGACCAUAUGUUGGGAAUAAUUCAAUUCAAAAGAAAUUGGGUCAGUUUUUUCAAAUGGGCAUAACUAGUACAACAUCAGGAUGGGGUUCCAAAAAGAUUCGUGCCUCUAAGGAAGCUAGUAUUGCAGGUUCUGCAUCAAAUAAAAAUCCUUUUUUCUCCCAAGCCUCUACAGCACGAAAAGGAGAAUGAGAUAAGCGAGGGUUCAUGGAAAAAUUCAGAGGAAUUCAUUCCAUUUCUUACCUAAAAUUAUUGGAACAAAGGGCCAAGGGAUUAUGCUUCAAAUGUGGUGAAAAAUUCCACUCACUUCACCAAUGUGCAGAGAAACAAUUGAAGUUAUUAGUGUUAAAAGAAAAUGAAAGAUUAAAUUCAGAUGGAGAGAUAGUGAGUCUUGAGGCAAGGACUUCAGAAGAUGAGGAGUUGGAGUGUAAAUUUAUGUGAUUAUUGGGUAUGAAUUCAGGUAGAAAAAUGAGGUUAGAAGGCAAAAUAAUAGGGAUUGAUAUUGUGGUGCUUAUGGAUAGUAGAGCCAACCAUAAUUUUAUUUCUCCUCAAUUAAUUCUAGCUCUCGGAUUGAAGGUGCAAGAGACAAGGAAAUUGGGAAUUAAACUUGGUGAUGGGCAUAAAAUGUUUACUAAAGGUAAGUGCCUCGAGUUAUACAUUCACUUGGGAAAUUUUGAGUUGAAAACAGAGGCAUAUGUAUUAGAAUUGGGAGUUUCUUGAUUGAAAACAUUAGGGAAGUUGUAAUGGAUUGGAAGGAGAUGACUAUACAGUUCCAUCAUGAAGAUCUUUUAAUCACUCUACAAGGUAAGUUGGAGGUAGCGAAGAAGGGUAAACAAACAGGAAAAAGGGGGCCUGCUCCCUAUAUUGCCUUUUGCAAGUGCAUUCUCUUACUAUUGAUGGGUUUUUACGGGUAGCAGAGGGAGUUCCUUCUCACACAACAUUACUAUCAGAAUUAGAAUUAAAUGCAUCACAACAACUUGAAGUAUCACAUUUAUUGGAAAGAUUUUCUGUAGUUUUCAAAGAAAGAAAUAGGUUGCCGCCUAAGCGAAGUCAACAACAUGCUAUAGUGUUUCAAGAAGGGCAAAGUCCUAUUAGUGUGCAUCCAUAUUGUUACCCACACCAUCAAAAGGAGGAAAUUGAAAGAUAGGUUCCAGAAAUGUUGCAAUCGGGGUUAUUUGGCCUAGUGUAAGUUCUUUCUCUAGUCAUGUUUUAUUGGUAAAAAAAAGGAUUCAUCAUGGAGAAUGUGUGUUGAUUAUAGAGCAUUAAAUAAGGUCACAAUUCUAGAUAAAUACCCUAUCACUGUGGUAGAUGAACUACUUGAUAAGUUAUUUGGAGCUAUGAUUUUUUCAAAAAUUGAUUUGAAAUUGAUCAGAUUAGAGUAUUGGAGGAAGAUAUUCAUAAGACUGCAUUUCACACUCACAAUGGAAAUUAUGAGUUCUUAGUUAUGCCUUUUGGGCUCUCUAAUGCCCCUUCAACCUUUCAAGCAGCAAUGAAUGAUUUAUUUAGGCUGUUCCUUCUCAAGUUUGUACUAGUUUUCUUCGAUGAUACUUUAGUGUACAGUUCCAAUUAGCCUGCACAUUUGUCUUAUCUUUCUAUGGUGUUGGAAGUUCUUCUUUAGAAUCAGUCUGUGGCUAACUCCAAGAAGUGUAGUUUUGGCAUGACAACAGCGGAAUAUUUGGGUCAUAUCAUUUCCGGACAAGGUGUUUCAGUUGAUCGUUCUAAAUUCAAUAUAUUUUGGAUUGGCCGAUUCCAAAGAAUGGCAAAGGAGCAAGAGGUUUUUUUUGGGGUUUGAAUGUUUAAUUUGUAGAAAAUUAUGUUAAGGUAGCUAAGCCUUUGACAUAAUUGACUAAGAAGGAUAAUUUUCACUUGGGAUCAACUUCUUUAGUGUCUUUCUUGGAACUCAAAAUACUCUUGACUAGUUUCCCAGUUCUUGCAUUUCCAGAUUUUUCCCAGCCUUUUGAGAUUGAGUGUAACGCCUCUGGAAGAGGAAUUGGUACUGUAUUAAUGCAAAAUAGAAGACCAAUUGGUUAUUUUAGUAAAGCUUUAUCAAAAGGGAAUAUGUCAAAAUCUGCAUAUAUAAAAGAAUUGAUGGCUUUGGUUUUGUCUGUUCAACAUUGGCGCCCCUAUCUUCUUGGGAGACCUUUUAUAGUAUAUACUGAUUAAAAGAGCCUUAAACAUUUACUACAACAGCGGAUCACAACCAUAGAUCAACAAUGUUGGAUGGCCAAUUUAUUAGGUUACCAAUUUGAAGUUAUUUACAAGUCAGGGUUGCUGCUGAUUCAUUAUCUAGAAUAUAUGAAGGUAAAUAUCACACUUCAGUGUCUUACCCUACGCGGGAGGAAGGUGAAAAUCUUAUUAAAGAAGCUAAACAAGACCAUCAAUUGCAGAAAAUUAUGGCUGAUUUAACCAAUAAUCCAGGUUCUCAUCAAGGUUUUGAGAUGCAACAAGGAGUUUCUCAUCCAGGUUUUGAGUUUAUACUAUAACAAUAGACUUGUUAUAUCUGCUUCAUCUCCUUUGAUACAAUUACUCCUAAAGGAAUUUCAUUCUUCCCCUUUAGGAGGACAUUCCAGUUUCUUGAAAACUUAUAGAAGGUUGGCAGGUCAUCUUUAUUGGAGAGGUAUGAAGCGUUGUGUACAAGAGUUUGUGUAAUCUUGUGAUGUGUGCCAAAGACACAAAUAUGCUGCAACCAUUCCUGGAGGAUUGCUCCAACCUUUUUCGGAUUCCGGACCUAAUAUGGGAUGACAUCUCUAUGGAUUUUAUCACCGGGCUUCCUCAAUCAAGCAGGCAUGAAGCUGUUUUUGUUGUGGUGGAUCGGUUAUCUAAAUAUGCACAUUUUAUUUUGUUGAAACAUCCGAAUACAGCCAAGACCGUAGAUGAAUUGUUUGCUCGAGAAAUUGUAUGACUCCAUCGAGUUCCUAAAUCCAUUAUUAGUGACCAAGAUCCAUUAUUUGUUAGUCACUUUUGGAAAGAAAUCUUUCGACUGUAGGGCACAAUGCUUAAGAUGAGCUCUUCCAUCCUAAAACAGAUGAACAAACUGAAGUCUUGAAUAGAUGUUUGAAGGGAUAUUUAUGUUGUUUUGCUUUUGAACCGCCUUAAAAUUUGGCUUAUUGAAUACCAUGGGUAGAAUUAUGGUAUAAUACUUCUUUUCAUAUAUCUAUUGGUAAAACUCCUUUUGAAGUAGUUUAUGGUCGAAAGCCUCCUACAUUAACUCGUUUCUUAACAAAUGAAACUAAAGUUGAGGUAGUGGCAAGGGAGUUAUUUUAUAGGGAUGAAGCUCUCCUUCAACUUAAAUAUAAUCUUUCUAGGGCACAAGAAUAUAUGAAAAGAUAUGCUGAUAAAAAGAGAAAGCCACUACAAUUUGCAAUAGGAGAAUGAUGUUCCUUAAAUUAAGGUCCCACAAGCAGCACACGGUUUCUAGGAGGAUUAAUCAAAAAUUGGCAGCAAGAUAUUAUGGAUUUUUCCAGGUUAUUGCAAAAAUAUGGAGAGGUUGCAUAUAAGCUCAAAUUUCCCCCUCAUUCUUGAGUUCAUCCCGUCUUUCAUGUAUCGUUACUUAAGAAAGCUAUUGGAGAAUAUAAUGUACAAGUAGAUCUAUCCAAUGGACUGGAGGUGACACUUGAAGAUGAAGUGGAACCCGAAUAUGUGAUUGCUACUAGACACAUUGUUCAUGAUGGCGAAGUGAUUCGUCAAUGGUUAGUCAAAUGGAAGGGCAAGGACAUGAUUGACACAAGGUGGGAGGAUGAUUUCACUCUUAGUAAUCAAUUUCCUCAUUUUAGCCUUGAGGACAAGGCUAGGGUUGUAGCAGGUGGUAAUGAUAGAAACCCAGUUCCAAGUGGAUAUGCGUGACUUUCUAAAUGCUCCAAAUGGCCCACCACAACAAAUUAGUGUUCUGAAUGAAAAACAGGAUGCAAAACCUCCUCAAUCCCCAUUAGGUGGAAAGAUGGGUUGAUAUCUAACUCCUUUCCUUUUAAAUUUCUGAGAGUCUGUAUGGGAUAUUGGGGAAAAAUUUUCUUCUAAUAGAUAACUUCCCUAAUGGAUUUUUUAGCAGGAUGUCUUUGAUCUACCUUUCCAUAUGGCCAGAGAUCAGAUAGAAGAGAGUUUGUGGACUAAGAUGUCUUCAAUAAAGGCGAGGAUGACACAAUUGCAAGAUGAACAAAAGGAAGCAGAAGUUACUUGUGAGGUAACUGAAAUCUAACUUGAGCUUGAAGCUCAGCUUGUUGAAGCUAGCAGCAUCAUUCAAGAACAGGCUUCAAUAAUGUCAAAACAUUUUGCAAAGACUGAUAAACCAAGGAGAUUGAGCAGCCAUUUUGAUGCUGCAUCAGCAGAGGCGUGUUUGUCUCUUUCUUGAGGAAUAUGGUUACCCGGACACUAAUGAAAGAUGGGAUACUUUUGGUGAACCCAGUGGAAGGUAUAAUUAUUAUGUUAACUAUGCAGCACCACCAAUUCAACCUUUCAUUCCUGCAACAAAGCCAUCAUGGGGAGAUGAAGAUGAUGAUGAAGACAACCAUACAGAUAAUGAAGCAAUUUUUCCAAGUAUUUGGGAAGACACCCCAUGGGAAGAUGAUCCUUAUUUUGAAAUUGAAGAUCCACCAAUAACGGAGGAUGAAGAAGAGGAGGAACGAGAAGCUUAUUUUCUUGGGUUAGAAGAUCUAGAAAAUGAUUACCCAGCGGUCUCUCCUACCUCUGUAUUACAAGAAGACAAUCAGCCGUUACCUAUCUAUUGGGACAACAGUGAUGAUGAGUCAAAUGACUAUUGGCGACAAAUAGUAGAGCAAGCAGAGCAACAAUGGGGUGCUACGCAAAAUAUCACUGAAGGAAUAAAUGAAUUAUCCAUCCAGGAUGAUACUACUUUGGCUGAAGGUACGGAACCUAAUGAUUGGUUACCUUAUACUAAUCAUACAGAUGAAGCAGCUCAUAUGGGGACGGAUUUAUUAAUGGAACAACUGGAAUUACUGGAUUAUCCAAUUCUGUGAAGUAUGGUGAAUCAGUCAACAAAAGAAAAUGCACUAUCCAGUACCAGUGCAAUUUCCAGGUAUAACCCUCCCCAAGAACCUUUAAUGGGUCAAGUAAAUUACCCUCCUGCGCAGGUAAAUGCAAGGGUAGAGCCAAUAGAAGCACUUGUUGUAAUAAAUGGAAGGUUCAAACCACGAGGAUAUAAUCAUCAACCUUGGACAUUACCGUCAGCACAAACAAAUGAUGGAGCAAUUCUGAUUUUACCAGAUGAUAUUGGGCAAUAUUCUGAAGUAAUUUCAAAAUGGGAAUCAAUCACAAACAACCUGGUAAAUCAAAAAACUUGGCUGGACAACUCACAAAAGGUACAAUUUUUUGAAAACCUUUUAGCGGAGAAUGAAAAGAAAAUGUGGAUUCAGUGGCGUAUGGCAUACGCUGCAGAAUAUGAGACCCUUAUACAAAUGGCCGGAGAAACACAGAACAUUUUAUCUGCAAUUAGAAGAUCCUUUUUAUUAGAGGAUUCAUAUCAAAGUUCCAUAGUGGAACAAGAUCAGACUUAUAUAGAUAUUAAACGAUUGACAUGCAAUAGUAUGAAAGAUAUUUUUAAUUACUUGAAUGAUUAUAAAGUAUUGGCAGCAAAGUCAGGACGAAUGUUUAUAAGUCCAGAGUUAUCAGACAAGCUAUUCAGGAAGAUGCCACCUAUCAUUGGGAAUGAAAUUGAAAUUGCUUUUAAGGCAAAAUACCCUGUUAAUCAGGUUGGUGUCAUUCCAAGAAUACAUUUCACUUAUCAGUAUUUUGUUGAAAUUUGUAAAAAGGCUGCUAUACAGAAGAGUGUUAAAGAUCUAGCCUUCUGCAGUAAAAUACCUAUACCAGGGUAUUAUAAUAAACAGAAGAAAUUUGGUCUACGGAAAGCUAAAACAUAUAAAGGUAAACCGCAUGACUCCCAUGUACGGGUGUUCGAAAAGAAGAAGGCAGAUCAGCAGAAGAAGUGCAAAUGUUUUAUUUGCGGAGAACCAGGGCAUUUUGCUCGAGAUUGCAAGAAGCAGACAGGCAAUAUAGCACGGGCAGCUAUAUUAGAUCAGUUGGAUUUACCUUCAGAUUAUGAUAUUCUUUCAGUUGAUCUUAAUGAAGCUGACUCUGAUGCUAUUUGUUCUUUUUCAGAAGGAGAAAUGGGUCCAAAUUAUGUUAAUUUAAUUCUGGAUGAUACAUCCUGGAUGCAGGAAACUAUUUUUAUGCUGGGAGCUGAAAAUUGCGGCUGGAGAAGCUAAGUCUUUGUUGGUGAAAAAAUGAAAAAUUGCCAGAAUCAGUGGGAAGAAAAUCAAGUCAUCACCGACAACAAAUACGUAUGUUGUACAUUAUGCAAAUUAAUUACUACAGACACUGCGGAUACAUUGUUUAUUUACAAGAUGACGGUAUGCCCAGCAUGUCAACCAUUUUAUCUGCAUAAAACAUUAACUUUAAAGAAGAAUGAAAUUAUUCCCCCAUAUGAUAAAGAGGAAAAGAUGAUACAGGAUUUGCUGGAUUAUACUAAUUAUUUGCGCAGUAUUAUUGAAAAAAGACUAGCUGUUUAUCAGAGUGAAACUCGUUUUCUGAAGAUCAAAAGGUUGACAGAAACAGUUAAGCUACCAGUAAGACAGACACAUGGUGCGGCAGGCUAUGAUAUUUUCCUUGAUGAAGAAGUACAUAUUAUGCCACAUCAACAAUGUUUUGCAAAAACAGGCAUUAGUUUGGAAUUUACGGAAGAAUAUUAUGCCCGAAUUGCUCCUAGAUCAGGCGUAGCUUAUAGGCUCAAUUUUUUAAUUAAUGCCGGAGUCAUUGAUUCAGAUUUUCGAGGAGAGGCUUCAAUAAUGUCAAAACAUUUUGCAAAGACUGAUAAACCAAGGUGAGAUUGAGCAGCCAUUUUGAUGCUGCAUCAGCAGAGGUGCGUAGGUUAUCAUCUUGGGACCAUUUUUUUGUUUCUUCUGCCUCCUUGUGAUCGUGGGACUAACAUGUCUGGAUUAUUGAUGAUCCAUUAAGAUGUUUUUGAUCCUUUUAAAUGCCAACUUCUGACAAUACUGUCUUCGACAAGUCAUCUUUACCAGAAUUUAACUGGUCCUUUUCUGCUUACAGAGUGGUACCAAAAUUUCUAUCACAUUUUUCCAUAUGCCUACUAUUGAUAGUUUACAUAAAUAAUUUAAUAUUUAUUUAACUUAACUGACAAGGAUUCAUAUAGCCGACCCCAUCUAGUGAGAAAAGACUUGGUUGUUGUUGUUGUUGUUAACUUAGCUGACAAAUAUGUGAGACUUGCCAUUUGAGAUUGUGUGACUACCUACAGUAGAGGAAAAAACCUGGCCACAGGGUGAACUAAAACCAUCUUAUUUUUUGUUGCCUGAAAUUACUAUCUGAACUAGAAAUUUGAGUUAUUACAGGUUCCUUCAUGUCCCUGUCAAAUAUUAGGCUACUGCAGUUUUUGCCUCUUCUCCUACUGUACGCUAUUGCUUCUUUCAUUACUCAUCAUAUGCAUUAGCUUUUUCUGAUUAUGUAUGUUAUGAAUUUUCUCUCUCUUUCCACACUACAAAGGAGUGUUUUUGCGAUGAUUCCAAAACCAUCAUCAGCAGCAACAGAUAGUGACGGUGAGGUAAAUCGUCCCAAUUAUUCUUUUUUUUUUUAUGAUGGUUGUGACAGUGAAAUUAGCAUUACAAUUGGACCAUUGGAGACAGAUAUAUCAAUUUUUCUUAGAGUUAGACUAACCAUUCGUGACAGUGUUGCGACAGUAUUGUUGUCGUUGCAGAUGCCUAGGCUUUGUGAGGGUUAAACUCCUGCAUUGAUUGCUGUAGAAUGAUUAAUCUUUGCCUGUGCAUUCUUGAAACUUUCUAGCAAUCAAUUACUUAGAUAUUAUCUUUUGGGAACAAAUCAUUAAUGAUUUUGGCAUGAGCUGGGGGCUGUACCUCAGCAAGACUUUUUUUGCAAAUUCUCAUGAAACAUAAUUGCACAUAGCCAUAUACAUUCCGGAACACCAUAACAUGAACUAAGUUUUAAUUUCUAGUCAUUUCCUUUAGAAAUUGUUAUCAUUUCAAAUCUAAUUAUUUUCUAUUUUGCAAUCCUCAUCAUCAUACAAGUACUAAUCCUCAUCUUUCUUAAUUCUAGAAAGUGUAAACGCUCAUAUUACCAUGAUAUGCUGAUGGAGUCAUGGAGCCUUUUUAUUUGUUUUGCCUAGAUUGCCAAGUCAUCUUCAAGCAUCAGAGAUGGUAUAACUUCUGAGAAAUGAUGUUUAACGUUGUUAAAAUUAACAAGUAGCAUGGAUUCAGAAUAGCCUACUGAAUCGACCAUCGUACUUGGUAUAUUGCACCUUAGAAAAUCUGGAUCAUUUAACCUGUGAAUAUCUUGUCGUAUAUCAAGAAACUUGGAAAUUGUAAAAUUCAACACUCUCAUUUCCGUGAUCGUUUUACAAUCUUUGAUAUUUUAAAGAUUAUUAGCAUAUCA